AAUAGAAACUACAUGUAGCUGUUUCUUUCUGAACUUUUAGGUAAAAGGCGAUUUGAGGUCAUCAAAGGCAGUGUGACAAACGGUGGGACAGACGCUUCAUUCAAUGGGGCAAACUCAGCGUCCGAAAGCGAAUUCUGAACAGAGCAGAAGAUGCUACCGGGGGAGAAACAUUCCGGAUUAAGGCUUCUUACAGCAGUGCUGUUGAUAUCAAGGAUCACAUCCUCGACCCUCUUCCUUGAGCGAGGGAGCCGUGGGGUCAUUCCGUGUCCUCCCGUCACGUCCGGACAACUCCCGCUGCAUGAGAUCACCGCUCAGUACUGGUACGUCACCCGAGUGCAAGAUGGAAACCUUUUAAUCUCAUCCUUCAGGGGUAGGGUUGCUCCACAAAACAGUAUCCCUGAGGGUGUCUACGAUAUCGACCGUAACUUUUCUUUGGUCAUCGAAAACGUCACCGACUCCGAUGAGGGGAUCUACUUUUACAAAGCCAAGCCGAGACUGAGAAUGGUCGUCGACGGCCACGUCACCGUGGCUGUCAAAGUUUCUCCUAAGGAACCCUUUCCAGAGGUAACAGAGUGCACCCGAGGAGCCCCAAAGUCUGAAUGCAAGGCAGUGUUUUCGCACGACGUCAUGAAACCGAGGUUGACAUGCUCCGUACGGAACGUCAAGCCAGCUGUGGUUCUUCGAUGGUUUCUCGUAUAUAGUGACGGCGGGAUAGAACUUCUUAGCGAUAGGUUUGAUGUAGAACAGAGUGAGGUUUUGGAAAACACUUUCACGACCUCAACAUCUCUUCCCCUCUCAUCAACCAAAGUGAAUGACAAGAAGUUUAGAUGUGAAGCGUAUGGGGAAGCACUUGGAGCCACGAAUGGCAGUCGUGUGACGGCAACUGUCAUGGAAUAUCCGGUACUCCAAACAACGCCACAUUUAACAUCACUUCAAACGACCACAGCUGUCAUGAGGGAAGCAAUGGGUCUUAUAUCGGCAACAACCGACAAGCCAGACAGCAUUGCAAAUGCUUUGAUUGCAGUCACAGUUACUGCUGCUCUGUCAAUCACUGUCAACAUUUUCUUGGCCAUGGCCAUUUGCAAGAUUAAAAGCACCAGACGAAAAAAUGAAACAAAGAGUAAGAAAGACGCUCAGAAAUUUGCAGAAAAUGAAGAAUUUAACGGCCGUUGUGCUGACACCUCUCAGGACUGCGAGGCUGUGAGACCACUCAAUGGUACCAGAGAGGAAUCUGUGUAGAUGAAGCUUUUGCUUACAAGCACUUGGGCCUACAUUUUUAAUUAAAACCUGGAGCGUUUGGUGCAGAUGUAAGAGAUGUGCCUUGCCCCUUUUUUGUUUACUAGUCCCCUUUAAAAUUUUUUGUUUUUACUUUUGGAGUUUCAACUUGGUUUAGCCCACUACACCUGUGCUUACUGUAGACAGUUAGAUCCCCUUCUUGAAAGUUGAGUGACCCUGGAUGGGGUGGUGCACUGGUCUGGGUGGUGUGGUCCAGCAUGCUUCAGUGCUGUACCGUUCACUACCUAUUCCAACCACCUUGUCUGUGUUCUCUCCAUUUCAGGUAAGGAAAUUUCCUCUCUUUUUGAUAUCAUUUAGAAGUUUGAUGAAUCCCAAUGAUAGUUUUGAUUGUUAAGAAUCUUUUGUUUAAAGUUUGGUUUUUUGUUGGGUUUUGUGAAUCGAGUUUUGUUGUCAGUUGUUGCAUAUCCUCUGCUCAACCAUACUUUUUGCUUGUAUGUAACAUACAGGUGACUCUCGACCAAAAUCUGACCAUAUUCUGGUCCAGAGAGUGCAUUUACUUCUGGAUUUUCCAUUGAAACCAUAUGAUGUUUUGCCUUAGUAGCCCUAGUUUCAUGCAGAUUAUAAUGUAUAGAUUACUUUUAUAUUUGUUUUCCUGAUUGUUAAUUUUUAAUAGUCUUAGUAUCAUCGAGCUAUCAUUUCUUUUCAUUUAGUGAAUCCUAAUUUUACUUGUAGCCUUAUGGUAAAACACUGUCUGACCACAGGCCACAUGGCCCAGUCCCUUGGUGGACAUUCCAGUCCAAUUAGCUUAAAGCCUUGGGGCUUGUGUAGGGUAGCUGGUAGUGGCCAGGCUAGCCUGGGACGGUGUCAUUGAUUAUGGAAAUUGCUGCUUCCCUUUUGCCUGAUUGAACAAGAGGCAAGUGCCAGGCUACGCAGUGUCUGGAUUGUUAAUUUUGGGAAGUUAGAGUCCCACCAGUGUUUAGAGCCUAGAGUCUUAUGUUUUUAUCAAUCAGGGUUUUGUUUGGAUUUGUGAACAGAUUUGGUGCCACUACUAGGGCACGGUCCAGAAGGUUUUUUUAUCAUUCUGGCAUGUGGAGUAGGCUCCAUCUUUAAUUAGACCAGUGACAGAUGAAGGUCCCUGUAUGAGAGUUUAUACAUAUACUUUUUUUUUCUCUUUAUGCUUUGUUUAAUUUUGUAGUAAUGAUUCUUAGAGUAAGUUCUUUUGUUGAUGAGGAUUUGUUGUUGAACAUGCUUCAGUGCUGUACCGUUCACUACCUAUUCCAACCACUUUGUCUGUGUUCUCUCCUUUUCAGCCUGCCAGCAAUCAAGGGUCACAACCCCCCACCCCCAUUACAUGUGUCAGUAGUGGGAUUGUUGGCACCUACAUCAUGGAAGGAGAGAAUGUGGUUAAUGGUGGAGCUGCACCGGCACCUGCAGCCCACCACAUCAGCUUCGUGCCGAUUGACCUUAAGGUCAAUGUCUUUGCAGGGUUGAAGCAGAACGUCAACCCUGCUCCCCGAUGCAGAUCCCCCAGGACCCCUCUCAAAUGCAAAUCCUCCACGCCACCCUUGAGAGGACUGUCCAGCAGCAACGGAAAAUGGCAGAGAUGAUGGCAGUCAUGAGGUUGGAGUUAAACCAGCUUCGUUCCAGUUCCUCAUUUGCCAAUAUAAGGAGACCCCCGCGACUGCAACCCAGAUGGGACGACAAAGGAAACCCGAUCUGCUUGAGAUGCGACAAGCCGGGGCACAUGGCGAAGGAGUGUGACACCAGGCAGCGACUGGCUCCGUUAAACUACAAUGUUCCUGUGUCGAGGGCCAGACACUGGAACACUCUAGUAAGGCCGUCGGGGAUUGCCUCUACAUCGCUGUUGUUCUGGGAGGUCAGGAGGUCACCUGUCUUCUGGACACUGGGUCCCAGGUUUCUACAAUACCAUACGAGGUCUUCAGGGAAUACUUCCAGACUAACAUCGAGGAGAUUAGCCUUGCAAAGCCUUACAUCCGUUUAGUAGCCGCCAAUGGCCUGCAGAUCCCAUACCAAGGUGUGGUAGAGCUAGAUGUGCACUUGAUGGGCCGUCAGGUUGAGCAGGCCGUCUUGUUCAUUCUCAAGCCGACUGAGACCCCAACCAGACCCAUUCUUGGUAUGAACGUGCUGCGGAGGUGUCAAGAUUUGCUUUUCAAGGAGUCAGCGUCUUUCUUUUCAAGAACGAUGCAGACAGAGCCUUGGUCCUGGCGCUCCAGGCCACCAUCUGAUAUCGUCCGUGCAGCCAACCAGCGCCCCAUAGUUAUACCUGCCGGCACAGAAAUGGUCAUCCCUGGGCGAUGCCACCCCUCUUAUGUGCAUGAGAGUGCAGUCCUGAUUGAGUCAACCCCUGCGAAGUUCCUGCCCAAACAUCUCAUGAUUGCCAAGAGUGUCUGUACAACCACAAAGGGCCUUGUUCCUGUUCGAGUAGCCAACCCUAAUCAGUGGGAUGUCAAGGUACACAGUGGAAUGAGGCUAGCACAAGUGAGUGGUGUGACUGAAGUGCUGCAGAGUGCACCAUCUGUGGACAAGCUGGAGCUGGUCGAACUGGGGUUACAUAAGGUGAAAGUGAGUCUUCGGGAGCAGACAGAGGAUGGGUGUAAGAUCACACCACAGGAGCUGCCAGUGCCAGUGAAUGUUGGUCGAGAGGAUUUGACCACAGAUGAAUUCGGGCAGCUUUGCUCUCUUCUUCAUUGACACCAGGAUGUUUUCUCCAAAGACAGCCACGAUUUUGGGAAGACCACCACAGUAAAACAUAAGAUCCCCACUGAGACGAAUAGACCCAUCAAGGAACGGUAUCGGCGAGUCCCCCCACACCUGUACCAGGAGGUGAAAGACCACCUCAAGGCCCUUUUGAGCAAGGGCGUCAUCAGGGAGAGCUCCAGCCCUUGGGCUUCUCCUAUCGUGUUGGUAAGGAAAUAGUGUGGAGACUUGCGUUUAUGUGUUGACUACCGACGCUUUAAUGCAGUCACCACCUCUGAUGCCUACCCAUUGCCCAGAAUUGAUGAGUCCCUGGAUGCCCUCCGUGGCCCCAGAUAUUUCUCCACCAUUGACCUGAUGAGCGGCUACUGGCAGAUUGAAAUGGAUCCCAGUUGACCGGGCUAAGACGGCUUUCACAACUCCUAUGGGAUUGUAUGAGUUUAACAGGAUGCCAUUUGGCUUGAGUAAUGCACCGGCAACUUUUCAGCGAUUCAUGGAGCGGUGUUUUGGAGAUCAGUCCUGUGAGACGCUGAUGUUUAACCGUGAUGACAUUAUUGUAUUCUCUGCUGACUUCACAUCACAUUUUGAAGGGUUGAACAUGGUCUUCUCUCGCUUAGCAGAACAUGGUGUCAAGGCAAAACCUUCCAAGUGUCACCUGCUCAAGAGCUCCAUCAACUUCCUUGGGCAUGUGGCAUCAGCAGAAAGCAUCCAAAAUGACGCGGUCAAAUGUUCAGCGUUGGAGGAGUGGCCUGUCCCAACCUGGGCCAAAGCUGUACGGCAAUUCCCAGGCUUUGCAGGAUAUUAUAGGAGGUUCGUGAAGGUUUUUUCAAAGAUUGCCAAGCCCCUGUAUGCUCUGACAUCGCAGCCCAAGAAGGAUUCCAAGAAGAC
Acanthaster planci (crown-of-thorns starfish) is the source of this 4839-nucleotide messenger RNA. RefSeq lists its product as uncharacterized. Gene Ontology annotation, cellular component: external side of plasma membrane. The record is from RefSeq and is a predicted model, not a curated record. NCBI's taxonomy places the organism in Eukaryota, Metazoa, Echinodermata, Asteroidea, Valvatida, Acanthasteridae. Gene Ontology annotation, biological process: negative regulation of T cell proliferation; cell surface receptor signaling pathway; cellular response to lipopolysaccharide.